Polypterus senegalus (gray bichir) is the source of this 1105-nucleotide messenger RNA. It is a transcript of the gene thyn1, whose product is annotated as thymocyte nuclear protein 1. The transcript has 8 exons. The coding region runs from base 138 to 908 and encodes 256 amino acids. The record is from RefSeq and is a predicted model, not a curated record. Lineage: Eukaryota; Metazoa; Chordata; Cladistia; Polypteriformes; Polypteridae. Gene Ontology annotation, cellular component: nucleus.
ACACUCACUUACUGGGGACAGGCGCCGUGCUGCAAAGAGGCUGUCGGGAGUUGAGGUGGCGCGUGUUUUCUGUACACUAAGCUGGUGAGUACGGAAGCUCUGAACCGCACAGUGAAAACCGUAGAUUUCUUCAGACAAUGCCACCAAAAAAAAAGAAAAGGACAUCAUCUCAGCUGUCUGAACAAAAUGAGUCUCCUGCCAAGUUACGUAAGAAAACUGUUGGGCUGAAAAAGAUGUCCAUUCAAGCGUGUUCAGGGAAUAAGACGUCAGAGGUCAAGUGCUCUUUGGAACAGAAGGAUGCUGGAGAAAAAGGACAAAAGGAGCUUUUCACAUAUUGGCUUAUGAAAUCUGAGCCAGAAAGCCGCAUAGAAAAUGGAGUUGAUGUUAAGUUUGGAAUAGAAGACUUAAAAGCACAACCUGAACAAACAGGAUGCUGGGAUGGAGUGCGCAAUUACCAGGCACGCAACUACAUGAAGGACAUGAAGGUUGGGCAGUUGGCUUUCUUUUAUCACAGCAACUGUAAAGUGCCAGGAAUUGCUGGAAUUAUUAAGGUUGUCAAAGAGGCUUAUGUAGAUCAUACACAGUUUGAUAAGAAGGACCCUCAUUAUGACCCAUCCAGCAAACAAGACAAUCCCAAGUGGUAUAUGGUAGAUGUGCAGUUUGUAAGGAUGACCAAACGAUUUAUUAGCUUGACUGAGCUGAAGCAGUAUCACUUGGAGCACAAAUCAAGUGGUGGAGCCCUCAAAAACAUGGCACUGUUCACUAGGGCCCGGCUCUCCGUCCAGCCUCUCACUGAAGAACCCAACGUUUUCCCUGUACUCCUGAAUAUGAUCUGGUUCACCCUCUGCUGCGUUUGGAUUACUACAUCAGAAAAUACAGAAGUUCUCAUUGGAUCUGCAAUGGUAUAGUAGAGGACAGGAACAUCUGUGCACAGCUUGACAGUAGCCUGGCAGACAGCAGUGAUCUCUGCUCAAAAUGACAUGGCUGUUGGGAGAAGAGGGGCUUCCGGUCUUUUAGCAUGGAAGCCUUUGCACUUGUGUAUCUUAUACGUUUAUCCAAAAUGUUUUACAAAUUAAAAAGUAAAUGGUGUUGUUUAUUUUCUACA